AUGUCACUUAUUGUCGGAUAUGUCUGGUCUACCGAUUCGAUGUACACGAAUUGCUGCAGGUGGCUGAUUAACGAUUUCACCUUUAAGAAAAUAACAAACGAAGUUCGAUCGCCAAUUUUCCACACGACACUUCUGAAUCAAAAAUAUUACUGGCAGCUCUACGCGAAAAACGAACGCAAGGAAGACAAGGACUACCUGUCGGUUUUCCUUUUUAACCGCAGCAAUAUAAUAUUGAACGGUUCGAUCCGAUUUACUAUUUUCAUUAACGAUAACCCAGUGGAAAUAAGCUCCGAGACCAACGAUUGCGUGAUCGAGAGUAACAAGGGCUUUGGAUUACGACGGUUCGUCGAGAGCAGCACGAUAAAGGAGGCCAUGCUGGCCAACUUCAACCAUCUGGUGAUACUUUGUGAGAUCAAGUACAAUAGCGAAAAGACGCGAAAGAAAAAAUUGCAGAUGAAUUUGGAAGUACAGCGUCUUAAGGAGUUCCACAUGCGGAUGAGUUCUCUGUUUCCUAACCCUGAAUUUAGCGACAUAAAAUUCACUUUUAAUGAACCAGACAGUUUACCGCUACAUUUACACAAAUACGUAAUGGCCAAUUCCAGUCCGACUUUAGCUAACAUAUUUAGAAGUAGACCACAGUUGCGUAUUUUGGAAAUUAAGAAAGUGAAAUGCAAAGUUUUUAUCGAAAUGGUUUGGUACGCGUACACUGGAAAACUCCCCGAGUAUUUCGAAGUAGAUCUCUUCAGAGAACUUAUGCUUGCCGCGAAGCUGUACAAAAUGGACAGGUUAGAGAUCUUGUGCCAGGCGGCGCUGUGCAGCGAAGUGAGCGUUGAAAAUAUUUUUGAGAGUUUAGAAAUCGCACAAAAUUAUGGAGUUAAGCAGCUACAGGAAAGGGCGUCAGAAUACAUUGCAUUUAAUGAAAUAAAAGUCAUUAGUGAAAUCACCGAGUUUCCAAAGUUAUCGAAUGAUGAUUUGAACUUUUAG
Nasonia vitripennis (jewel wasp) is the source of this 984-nucleotide messenger RNA. RefSeq names its product TD and POZ domain-containing protein 2-like. The coding region runs from base 1 to 984 and encodes 327 amino acids. The record is from RefSeq and is a predicted model, not a curated record. Gene Ontology annotation, biological process: regulation of proteolysis; proteasome-mediated ubiquitin-dependent protein catabolic process. Gene Ontology annotation, molecular function: ubiquitin protein ligase binding. NCBI's taxonomy places the organism in Eukaryota, Metazoa, Arthropoda, Insecta, Hymenoptera, Pteromalidae. Gene Ontology annotation, cellular component: cytoplasm. The transcript has a single exon.